GUUAUUUUAAUAUGUAAUCAACGUAAUAUUAUUGAGAUAUUUUACAUUUUUUUAUUAAGUCAUCAAAAUCUGGUAUGCAUUCUAUGCUACAGCACAUCUCAAUUCACUCUAGCCACAUUUCAAGUGCUUAAUAAUUACAUGUGACCGGUGGCUACGGUAUUGGAUAAUGCAGUUUACAGGGGCCAACUCCAGUAUCAGAAAACAGGGCAAAGCAGGGUAGAUUUGGAGUUCAGAGGCAAUAAUUUGAUAAUUGGCAUAGGAUUAUAGUAAUUAUGUGGCCACAUAAUGGAAUCGUACAUAUAAUUAAAAGCGAUAUUCUAAAAAUUGAAGGAAUUUUGGGAAAAGCCUUAUGUUGUGUCGCAUAGCAGCAUGCAGAAUUGUGUGUAAAUAGAAUAGCAAUUUUAUAACAACAGCGACAGCAGAACUACAAACAGAAACCUAUGUAUUGAAAAAGAUAGAAAGGAAAUAUACCAAAUUAUUAACAAUGGUUAUUUUGGGGGGUGAUAGUGGGCUGUUUGGUUUCUUCUUCCUACGUUCAUGUAUUUUCAAAUCCUCUUUAAUGAACACACAGUUCACAUGAAUGCAUGCUCUCAUGGCACAGAGGGGUCCUUUAUAACUCCAGGAAGUGGUGCUUGUUGGGGGUCCAGACCUUUGGGCCUCAGGUUGGUCACAAUUUGAGAGGGAAAUGGGUACCCUGGAGAGUGGAAUCGAUUCCAGCAAGUGCAUGAGCCUGGGUGUGUAAUGUGCAAAGCUUUUGCCUUCUAAGUUUGAAAGGUCAUGACCAGGAGUCUUCAAGGUGGCAGAAAACCUAGUCUCUCUGAAUUUAUGGCAUAAAAGAAGGUGGUUUAUUCAGUUUCUAUUAAAAGCUGCUUGCUAAUGGCUGUGAUCAAAAUACUUGGCACUGUUCAUUUCCUUUCUUCCUUUCGGGGAUUGGGGAUUAAAUUGGAAUUGAUUUAUUUUGCCUCUUCUAUGUAAAGCAUUUUAUUCCCUCUGCUCUGUCAUAAAAAGUAGAAGUUCUUUUUUUUUUUUUUUUAAUUUUCUUCAGGGAAACUGAAGAUGGGAAUGUUUUUGAUCUUCCUUUGUGCUGUAUUUGUGUAUAUAUUUUGCAGGAAGGUCUGCUAACACAGCUAGAAGACCGCUUGUCCAUUUUGUGGGGUUCUCGUGUUUUGAUUCUGCUAGCCUACUUCAACUUUAUACUAGUUUGGCCUUUCCUAAAGUCCAUGAGACCAGUCUCAAAUUAGACUAUAAAAAAUUUUUAAAGACAAAUAUUUGAGCUUAUUAUAUACUAGAUACUGAUCUAAGUACUUGUCAUGAAUUAACUCAUCUAAUCCUCAUAAUAACCCUAUAAUAAAUAAGAAUGGUUGGUUUUUCCCCAUUUCAUAUGCAGGAAACUAAUGCACGGAGGUUUGGCAACUUGCUGAAGGUCACGUAGCCAGUAAGAAGACGAGGCAGAAUUCAAAUUGACACAGUCUGUCUCAGUAGUCUGUGCCCUUACAAAUUAACCUGUGCAUUGGUUCUCAAAUUUUAGCAUGCAUGACAUUCUACUGGAGGGCUUAUUGAAAUACAGAUUGUUGGGCCCUGCCUCCAAGGUUUCUGAUUCAGGGGUGGGGCCAAGCACUGGCGUUUCUAAUAAAUUCCCAGGUAGUGGUGAUACUGCUGAUCCAGGGAUUACACUUUGAAAAUAUUGAGCUGUGCAUGGAAGCCCUGGUGAGGCUGAUCCUUAUGGCCACAGGUGACAGUGCUUGCUAGGUGGCUCCUCCCCACCCCAAGGCCCACUGCCCUUCAUGGCGGUGGUUGGGGGCGGGGAACAGCUGGACUGUUGCAGCCCUGACUCUUAACUGCAAGGGUCAGACUGCUUUGGACUCUGGCCUGGCCAUUUUCCUGCUGCUCUCAGAGUAAGGGGCCUUUCUUUACUUGAUGUACUUCUUUAAAAAUAACAUCUUCAUUGAGAGAUAAUGCACAUACUAUACAGUUUACUCCAUUUAAAAUGUAUAGUUCAGUGAUUUUUAGUAUAUUCAGAGUUGUACCACCAUCACUACAACUUAACAUUAUUUUCAUCACCCCAAGAAGAGACUCCAUACCCAUUAGCAGUCACUCCCAUUUCCCCUCCAACAACCCCAGCCCUAGACACACUUGAUGAACUUUUAUCAUUCAUUUGUAGUACUUCGUGGUCCAAUCUCAAAGAAUAAUAUGACCCUGUGGGACUUAUACUUGUAAGACAGAGCUUUGAACUCAUGCCCCUAAAAGCUUUGCUUUGUGUCCAGAUCUUGUGAGAAUUUGCCUGGUCUACUAGGUGGUUCCUCUUUUUCCAAGAACUUACAUGAGGUAGUUAAGGGUCCUGAAUAUAUUCUGGGAUGUGGGAUCUGAUGCUGGCACUUUGGAGCAGUCUGUGAAAGGGGUAUGAUUAUCUUUUUUCCUUUUAAACCUGACAGUUAGGGAAGCAUUCCACAUUUAGUAAUCAUCUACUCUGAGGAAGGCACGGUGUCUGCUGUUGGAAAUAUAGGAAGAUAAACAAGACGUGGUCUCACCCCCAAGGAAUUUAAAGUCUAGUGGGAAAGACCAACAUGCAUAGAAAGAGCUGCUGACACAAGGCGGAAUGUGGUCAGGGCUCCAGGAGAGAUGUGCACUGGGUGCGUGGAGAAGGGGGCGUGUGAGCCGGACCUUGAAAAAUGGGUGUCAUUGCAGCAGAUGAAGAUGACAAAAAGCUGUGGGCUGAGGUUUACAGCAUCCAGAAGUGGGAAAAUGCAGAGCUGGUAUCCUAGCAGUGAGAUGGCAUGGUGUCCCUGAGAACAAGAAGAGUUUAAAAGAAGGUGAAGGCAGUAAGUCAGGUUGGGCUUAUGUUGCAGAGGACAUGGAGUGCCACGCUAAGGAGUGUGGAUCGUGUUCCCCAGAUGGUGGGAAAGUCAGCAGCGUGUGGACCAGACUGGGGAAUGGCAGUGUGAGAGCUGUAUUCUAGGAUGUCUCUUCUAUAGAAAUUUUUGUCUCAUGAAGUCAGCAAGAGCAUUUUGGCAUCUUUUUUCCCCCCUAAGCUACCCAAGGUCUCCAACUUAUAAAUCUCUCCCAAGUGAAGCCGGUCUGUCUUUCUGUCUGUAUCCUGUGCCAUUUUAUGUCCCCAUCCUUCCUAACUCACUCCCUCCUCUAAAUUAUUGCUGUCCUGCUCUCUGUGAUCUUUCUAGUGUAGUCUCAGAUUCACAUCAUGGGGGGGAACGUGGGCCACGACAACUCUUGAGUCCCCUCCAGAACCCACAGGGGUGCUGUCACAGUGCUCGGCUGAAGGUCCCCCACUCCACACCCCACACACUCUGUGCUUAACCAAAUGGGGUGGGGGAUUUGUAGCAAUGGAGGAGAGGAGGCUGUUGCUUUUGGCGUCCUGCAAACCAUACGAUGUAAGCAGCUGCUGAGCAGAACCGGGCUCUGAUCCCAACCCCGCCAUGCUUCUCUCGUGCGCUGUUCUGCCAGGGCCCGCCUGUGUCUGCUCGUAGCGUUCUCAACCUGUACAUUUAGAUUCGGGCUGCCACUUUUUAUUGUUUUAAACAUGAGAGUCCUUAAUACAUGAGGAAGGUGAGUCCUUAAUACAUGAGGAAGUGAGUCCUUAAUACAUGAAGAAGAGAUGUAAUGCAAAAAGAGGGAAAAUUUUCCUGUUCAACAUUUUACAACUUUUUUUUUGGGGUCAACUGUUGUGAGGUUUAGACCCUGGGGACCUGAUUCUGAGAGAUUUCCUCUCAUGGAAGCGUUCACUCCGCUAACCUGAGUUUGAACGUAAUCUUAGUCAUCUCCCCACCACAGAACAUUUUGCUCUGUGUCGGGAUUUCGUUGCCCUAUGUAGCAACGAGCAUGACCGUCACUGGGCAUUUGUUUAAGAGUGUCUCUAAACCACAGGAGCCUUCUGUCAUGCCUGUAUCGGCGCUUUGCACCACGAGCCUUUGCUGCCUGUCUCCACUGCCCUCCCGGUGGCCUCUGCACCUUGGUGGCCUCUCACUGUGGCACACACCUGUAAAGGGACCCUGGGGAGCUUCGUUAAGGCUGAACUGUCAAAGCCUCUCUCCCCGGCUUGUGUUUCAGGCUCUUGGAGCGUGGUCAACGGUGCGGAAACGUGCCCCACGGGGAGAUCAAAGCUUUAGUGGCCAGACUGAUGGCAUUCACUGCUCUGCUUAAUUAAAACCAGGCCUGUGUGCGUGGCAGUAUGAUUAGGGGCAGUUACAAAAAAAGGUGAUGGUGGUUGGUUCCUGGCAUUCCGUCCCUCGGUCCACAUGAAGCUAGUGUUUAAGGAACCACUUGCCUGCCUCGCUCACUCACGACAUGAGUGUGUUUCCAUGCACAUCCCAGACACACGCAUGCAUCCAUGUGUCCGUUCAGUGAUCCGUCAUAUCAUUUGCUGUUACCUGUCUCAGCAGUUGAAUAAAUCAAAAAAAAUAUAGAAUCUGAGUGCAUGAAGGGACAUGUAGAUCAUCUGGUCCCAUCCCACAGAGAUGAGAAACUGAGGCCAGAGGGAUCGUCUGAGAGCUGGUUAGGAGCAGAGCCUACAUUUCAUGCCACUUCUCUAGCACCAGCUUAGAGCCAUAUUGUAAGUGACAGAUACAGGCUCGUUUUUUAUAUUGUCAUUCAUUUUGUUCCAUAUAUGUUUAUCGAUCACCUCUAUGUGUCAAAGUAUUUGAUUUUUAUUUCUGGUCUCCCAUUCAUCUGGCUUCUUUCCACCUUGCACUCCAUAGGACAAUUAAACUCUGCAUUCCCUGUGCUAGUUAUAGCUCUCCAACUUUCUUUCUGAUACCAAACAGCAGUUUUGAAUACCUACCAUGUCAGGCACUGUGCUAACAUUUCCCUCAGUUACUAAUAAAAACUACCAUUAUAUUGAGCCCUUAUUAAUGUUAGAUGCUGUACAGAUGCUAUCUCAUUUAGCCUCCAGGAAAGUAUUUCUAGUGGACUUAAGUCUCACAACAUGCCAUUCAUAUUUUCACAGUUCAGGGCUUCAACCUUGAGCAGGGCGCCCAAGAUACUCAGUAACUAGUGGAGCUGCCUUUCUACUCCUGUCUCUUAUUAAAGCACAUGCUUUUCUCAUAGGUUGCCCUGGUAAGCUAUGAGGAGGCAAGACAAGUCAUCCCUGUGGUCCUCUGUCUCCUCUCUCUGUCCUUUGCUUUCUUGAAAAGAACACUCCACCCUGUUUUUUUUUUUGGGGGUGGGGGCGGUGUAGGAGUCUGCUGUUACUCUAUUUCCUUGUAUAGAGAUGUAGUCUCUCUCAAGCUAAACUCGGCUCACAGGCUGGUCCACUGAUUGCAGAAUAGCCUGGCUGAUGUCUGGCUUCCUUGCACCGGCCUGCUCUGCGUGCAGGUGUGCUGCCUCGUGGACAUGUCUUCACCCUCCUCAGGCAUCAGAGGAGCCUCAUCUAGCUAAAUUGCUAGUUACUGGAGAAUGAAGAUGGUGUCGUCUUGAUGGUAGCACGCUCAUCAGAGCCAAGGCUAACCCCUGGCCUGCAUGCAAACGCAAUACAUGUAUGUUAAAUUGAAUUCAUCUCAGUGACGGGUGAGAGGGGGGUGAUUUAAACCAGUUCAUUUCUCAUUUUCCACAGAGGCCAGCUCACCUUUGCUGGAGAGGAUUCUUGAAUCUUUCUCUGUGGCAGGAACUCCUAAGUUAAUCAAGUCUUCUCAAGAGCUUCAGGCUGAAAGCCAAGAUCCCUCAGUAUGAAUUUAAAGCCAAGAACAUCAAGAAGAAGAAAGUGAGCAUUAUGGUUUCAGUGGAUGGUGUGAAAGUGAUUCUGAAGAAGAAGAAAAAGCUUCUUUUAUUGCAGAAAAAGGAGUGGACGUGGGAUGAGAGCAAGAUGCUGGUGAUGCAGGACCCCAUCUACAGGAUCUUCUACGUCUCUCAUGAUUCCCAAGACUUGAAGAUCUUCAGCUAUAUCGCUCGAGAUGGUGCCAGCAAUAUCUUCAGGUGUAACGUCUUUAAAUCCAAGAAGAAGAGCCAAGCUAUGCGGAUCGUCCGGACGGUGGGGCAGGCCUUUGAAGUCUGCCACAAGCUGAGCCUGCAGCACACGCAGCAGAACGCAGAUGGCCAGGAAGACGGGGAGAGUGAGAGGAACAGCGACAGCUCAGGGGACCCAGGCCGCCAGCUCACUGGAGCCGAGAGGGCCUCCACAGCCACCGCGGAGGAGACUGACAUCGAUGCAGUGGAGGUCCCGCUCCCAGGGAACGAUGUCCUGGAAUUCAGCCGAGGUGUGACUGACCUGGAUGCCGUAGGGAAGGAAGGAGGCUCCCACACGGGCUCCAAGGUCCCGCCGCACCCCCAGGAGCCCAUGCUCACAGCCUCGCCCCGGAUGCUGCUGCCCUCUUCGUCCUCAAAGCCACCGGGCCUGGACGUGGGGACGCCGCUGUCCACCCACCACCAGAUGCAGCUCCUCCAGCAGCUCCUGCAGCAGCAGCAGCAGCAGACACAAGUGGCUGUGGCCCAGGUUCACUUGCUGAAGGACCAGUUGGCUGCUGAGGCCGCAGCACGGCUGGAGGCCCAGGCUCGCGUGCACCAGCUUCUGCUGCAGAACAAGGACAUGCUCCAGCACAUCUCGCUGCUGGUCAAGCAGGUGCAGGAGCUGGAGCUGAAGCUGUCGGGACAGAAUGCCAUGGGCUCCCAGGACAGCUUGCUGGAGAUCACCUUCCGCUCAGGAGCCCUGCCCGUGCUCUGUGACCCCACGACCCCUAAGCCGGAGGACCUGCACUCGCCGCCCCUGGGCGCGGGCUUGGCUGACUUCGCCCACCCGGCGGGCAGCCCCUUAGUUGACCACAGCAUGUUCGAGAACGUGAACGCAGCCCUCACUCCGAAGCUCCAGGCCAGCCGCUCCUUCCCCCACUUGUCCAGGGCUGCGGCCCCCGGCCCUGCCACCCUGGGCUCCGUGGAGCCUGGUGGGCCGGGACUCUGGGCGGGGAGCAGCCAGCACCUCAAGAACUUGGGCAAAGCCAUGGGGGCCAGAGUUAACGACUUCCUGCGGAGAAAGGAGCCCUCGAGCCUGGGCAGCGUGGGUGUGACGGAGAUCAACAAGACCGCAGGGGCCCAGCUGGCCAGUGGGGUGGACGUGGCCUCAGGGGGGGCCUGGCCGGAGGACGAGAGGUCAGUCCUGCAAGAAGCGUUCCCUCGGCUGGAUCCUCCACCUCCCAUAACUAGAAAGCGAACCCCUCGGGCCCUGAAGACCACGCAGGACAUGCUGAUUUCAUCACAGCCUGUCCUAAGCAGUCUGGACUGUGGGACAGAGCUGUCACCUGGGCAGCCGCAGGACUGCCCUCCCACUGCCCAACCUGUCCCAGCAGACGCUGCGCAGCCAGAGGCCACCAUGGAGAUGGGGGAGAGGCGUGAGGCUCUGCCCAAUGGAGAGGUGUCCUUGUCAGUGCCUGACCUCAUCCACAAGGACAGCCAGGAUGAAGCCAAGCUGAAGAUGACUGAGCACAGAAGGGCCUCCUCCCCCGGCCUCAUCGAGAGGAAUGGCCUCAAACUCAGCUUGAGCCCCGUCAACCUGGCCGAGUCCUGGGAGGACGGCCGCCCCCCUUCCCAGGCACGGACCUCCAGCCCCGACAAUGAGGGCCCUCACCCAGACCUGCUGUCCUUUGAGUAGCGCUCUCCUCUUCCCUGCCGAGCUCCGCCCCUCUCCUCCUCCGCCUUCUCCUCCCCUGUGCACGUGGCCCUCACCCAGGGCCGCCAUGCCCUUUGUCUUCCUUGAGGCACCAGCAGAGAGAGCCAGUCCUCCCGCGUGGGGUUUUGCAGGGCUGGAAGUGCACGAGUAGUCCUGUCCAGAGAGUCUGUCUGCAGAAUGGCAAAGGACUCAGUGCCAACCCUGAGCCUGAUUUUCUGUCGGCUUUUCUCAGCGUUGGCUGUGGCCCUUGGACAUUGGAGCACUUCUACUCCUGAGCUUGUCCUGGCUUCCCCCUGGCUGGCAGGGCCACCAGCCCAGGGUGAUGGGGCUUGCGGGAAUCCUCUGUGCUUGUCUCCCAUAUGCUGGCUACUCCCCUACUCCUCCCCCCACCACCCUCCACGCCCGCCCGGAUUCCUUCCCUGCCUGCCUUGAUGGGCCCAGAGGCCCCUGCCCCAGGGGGAAUAGGCUGGAUGAGGAAUGAUGGGUUUGGUUUGAUGAUGGACCGUGGCCCGGAGAGCCGCACACCCUGACCGCAGCCCGGCCACAGCUCCUCCUGGUCCCAAGACAGCUCUGGCCCCUGGUCACCGUCUUUCCUCUGCCCUGGAGUGGGCGCCCAACAGGAUGCUUCCCAGGCCAGACCUUGAGAGUUCACCCUGACGCUCAGGGUUCCCGAGGUUUCCCCCCAUCUGGUAGAUGUAGGAUACAAAAUGAAAUCCCUCUGCCUGCCUGGGAGUGGCACCUGGGGAAACGAGGUGACCGGCUGCGCCUGGGCUCCCCGAUAGAAGGAAAGAUCAGGCUCGAGCGGGCUCCGCAGAGGCAGCAGGGCAUGUUCUGAUCCUGUUUCGUGGGGAGGCCCAGGAACUUGAGGGUGGUGUCGACAUUCAGGCAUGGUUCCCAGAAAACCCAGAGCAGAGCAGUGGAGAAGGGUGUGAAGACAGGACAGAGAAGAGCAGUCACUGGGGAUUGGAGCAGCUUUUUAGGGGCCACCCUGCAGCCAGAGCGGUGCAGUUCCAGGGCCUGGGUGCGGUAAGUGUGCAAGCCGAGCGACGACGCAGGCGAGAGGCUGGAAUGUGGUGAGAGCUGUGGAGGUUGUGUAGUUUUAAUGAAGCGAAAGUGCUCUGUGCUUGUGCUGGGGUCGCCUGGGCCUCCUGCAGCCCCGGGGCUCCCUGGAGCAGGCUGUGCAGCAGUCCGGUUCCUGCGGCCUCCCCUUUUCGGUUCAUUGUUUGGCUUCCCGCCCAUGAACUCUGAGACAUCCAGGGCUCACUUCCCAGUUCGUCUCAUCCACCAGGCCCCCGCCUCCCUCCCCACUACCUCUGCCGUAAAGACGUCCACGCUGACUCCUAAGAACUGGGCGCCUCAGUGGUCCCCUAGGAUGUGGCGCCUCCUGCAUUCUGGCUUCUGCAGCUGUGCAGCCUCGCCACAGCCCUCCCAUGCCCUGCCCUCUGCCCUGUAAGUGAGGCUUCACCACAAAGCGGAGUCUCCCCUCCCUCCCCCCUGCAGGCCCUGCUGGAGUGGGCAGGGCUGUUAUUACACAUAGAUCCCGCCUUACUCCCAGGAUCUGGCAUCUGACCCUGAUGUCAGAGAGUUGUUCUUGAGACUAGCAUUUGGGGUCCUGCGAGUUUUCCCAGAAUGGUUGGGAUAUCACACAAAACACACAGAGCUGGGCAUGAGGGUAGAGGCUCCAAACACACAUCCUGGGAGCAAGCCCAGUUUCAAGUGAGCUUUCCAUGCCAGAAGCAAGGUUUGUUCUUCAGACAGGAAGCUUAGCAGGCACCUGUGGGGUGGGGCUGCUGCUCCCCCAGAGACCAGAGUGGCUCUGGCCAGGUGACAUGGUAGCUACAGGUACAGAUGUUGCAGGUCCAGGCUGGCUUGAGUACCUUGUCUCCCCUCUACAGCCAGACCUGGGAUAAGCAAAGGGAUCCCAGCAGGUAGUCAGUCCCAGGACCAUUGCCAGUGAGCCCAGAGUUCUUCAGACUCGUGUCUGAUGCUGAGUAAGGCGCCAUGGGACCCGCUCCAAUUGCUAGUUGCAUACAACUCAGCCAUCCUGCUGCAGGGGCUGAUGCUGCUACCUCCGGAGGCUGAGUCUGACGUCUGGUCUCAGAUGCUGCAGAAAUUGCCCGGUGCUCGGGGCUAAGUGCUCCUCAAAGCCCAGCAGGAACAGCUACUACUACUCCUGCUGAGGGCCUUGGCUCAGAACAACAACUCCAUUGAAAGCCCACCUGGUUUCCAUGUCCAUCUCAACAGCUAACCUUCCCGGGGUUGCAGCAUGGCAGCCCCUCGCCCAAUCCCUCCUGGUGAGUCCAGCUUCUCUGGGCACUUGACCUCCACGUAGCCCAGUCCCUGAGAGGACAGGCUAACAAGGAGCGAAGGACUUAUCUUCUGUGUCCACUGAAGGAAGUUGGGACCACAGGGUCUUUUGUGUCUCCGUUAAUCCCCAACCUCACCGUAACCCUCCCUUCAGCACACAGUUUUAUCCUUAUAGAUUACACGGUGAGCUUCCAGAACCCGGCAGGAGGAGGGUGUAUCCCCUCACAUGCAAGGAAACGUAUCUGUGGAUGUUGUGCAUGUGGUAUGGAAGACACACAUGUAUGUAGCCCUUCAACCCUUAAAGAACAAGAAAGUUGGCCCUGGUUUGGAGGAGGAGGAAGAUUACAGAUCUAUCUUGAGGAUUAUCUAGAGAGAGAAUAUUUAUAUUUUUAGUAAUUUUCUGGUAGAAGGAAAUUGCACAAUAAAAUGGUUUGAUUUUCUGG
This is a messenger RNA of Microcebus murinus (gray mouse lemur), 10356 nucleotides long. NCBI's taxonomy places the organism in Eukaryota, Metazoa, Chordata, Mammalia, Primates, Cheirogaleidae. The record is from RefSeq and is a predicted model, not a curated record.